UUACAAUCGCUUAACAACAUGUAAAAGGAAAACAGAGGUUGUAAAAAAAGAUAUUAAAUCAUGGUUAUUGUGUAAGUUUGUUUUCAUCGUCUGCAUUUAGUCGCUUACAACAGCAAACUUCACGGCAGGCGGGAUGGGGAAGACGUGCGGCAUCAUCAUCGUCGGCGAUGAGAUCCUGAAGGGGCAGACGGCAGACACCAAUUCGUUUUUCCUGUGCCGCCGUCUCUUUGCGUUGGGCGUCAAGGUGUCUCGCAUAACCGUGAUUCCGGAUUUGAUGGAGGAUAUUGCGGAGGAGGUGUCCAAAUUCUCCAAGAAAUUCGACAUCGUUAUCACCUCCGGCGGCGUCGGCCCGACUCACGACGACGUAACUUACGACGGCGUUGCACAGGCCUUCGGGCAAGGGCUGACGUACAACGAGGAGAUCGCAGAGGUCAUACGCCAGUACCUGCCUGAGGGAGAGGCUGCGAAACCAUCCCAUCCGGCCUUCAAGAUGGCGAGCAUUCCUGAAGGCGCGGUGCUGCACUACCUCCGUGACGAGAGCGGCGUCCUCGUGUGCAAAUUCCCUCUGGUGUCGCUAAUGAACGUGUACAUGUUCCCCGGCAUCCCCGCCUACCUGGAGCGCGACUUCCACUACCUGGAGAAGCUCUUUUACAGCCCCGAUACCAAGUUCCACGUCAGGGACAUCUUUCUGGCGGAGGACGAAAAUAAUCUGACGGGGAAGCUGAACGACCUGGUGAGCCACAGCCCGGCGGUGACGGUCGGGUCGUACCCCGAAGUGAACAACAGGUACUACCGCACGCGGGUCUCCCUGCAGAGCGAGUCGGAGUCCGAGCUGCUGGAGGCCGAGGAGUACCUGCGGUCUUCUUUCAGCGAGGAGGUCAUCGUUGACUUUGAUAUCAACAGCAUAAGCCAUGCAGGAAGAAGGAUUUAUGAUAUCAUUGCCCUGCGAGGGGAACCCCAUCUCACUGGACCCAUUGCUAGUGCUGUGAAAAUUCUCGAAGAAUGUCUGGAUCGGUAUUCCACUGAUGAGAUCUGCAUAAGCUUCAAUGGAGGCAAGGAUUGCACAGUUAUCUUGCAUCUGUUGCAUGGAGUACUGCUUCACAGAUACCCAGAAAACACCCCAUCUAUCCAGGCAGUCUAUAUCACCUGCAGCACACCUUUUGAUGAAGUGGAAGUCUUUAUUGAUCAGAUGGUCAAAAGGUAUAACUUAACACUAUGGAGGAUAGAAGGACCUAUCAAGAAAGGCCUGGAGGAACUGACCAAAAAAGAACCAAAAGUGAAAGCAGUUUUGAUGGGCACCAGGUGGACAGAUCCCUACUCCAAAACACUCCAGCCGUUCCAGAUGACUGACGAAGGCUGGCCUCAGUUCAUGCGCGUUUCUCCUAUUCUGGAUUGGAAUUACCAGACAGUAUGGACUUUUCUGAGAACACUGUCUGUCCAGUACUGCACCCUCUAUGAUCAUGGGUACACCUCACUUGGAGGGAUACACAACACGAUCAAGAACCCGCACCUGAAGUACAUUGGUGAAGAUAAGAAGGAACACCAUUAUCCUGCUUAUUUCCUGAAAGACAUGGCUCUAGAACGUGCUGGCAGGACUUAGUAAAAAGGUUCGCUAUUCAGGCAUCUAUAGAAACAAAUGGCCAAAAGCAAGGCCCUGGUUAUAGAAUUACAGGCUUCCUUAUUGUAAAUAAAACAAUGAAGGAAAGGACUAGAAAACAUACAAAUAUGAAAAGGUCUGCAUAUUUGCGUUUUCCAGUUCUUCCCUUUGUUGUUUUUUAUACAAUUUGUUCAACAUGAAUCCAGCACAGGCUUCCUUUGAUUAUUAUGAUAAUGGUUAUUAUAUAUGAUUAUAUAAUAACCAUCAUUAUUAUAUAAUAAUAAUGAUUAUUAUAUAUUUUUAAAAAUUUGCUUUGUAAACUUUCUGUUAACCCAUUCGCCGCGGUUGGCAAGAAUAGAUGCCAUACCCACUUUGAUACACGUUUAUUUAUUGUAUUUACACCUAGAUGGCUCUACAAGUUCUUAAUCACCAAAUAGCCAGUUAUCAAGAACUACCUAUUUCACUUGUUUAGCCUUUUCCUUCACUUUCGGAAAGGGUUUUUUGUAUCAUCUUAUUGUCAAAAAUAUUCUAAUGACAAUUCAAUCAUCAUAACAUCAGUAACAAUAAUAACAGCAUCGAAAGCAAUGAUAUUAAUUUUCCCGCCAAUUCAAUGAAUGGGAAAAUCAGGGUCGGUAACUAGGGCCUACUGAUAGACUCCUUGCCGGCUGAGUACAUGUGGAGCCAUCUGUAGGUAGCAAAAUUCACCAAAACCAACAGGGGACAGAACAUAAAUCCGUGGCGAAUGGGUUAAAGAAGAUAGGGCUUUUAUUUUGCAGAAUUGAAUGAUGAUACAGAAGUGUUAGUAAGCAUUGACUGACGUGGAAGAGUCAGCCAAGAAAAGAGAAAUUGAAAUUGAAAGCUAGCAAAAGAGAGGAAGACAUACAAAAAAUUUUAAGGAUGAAUAGAUACAAUGAAAAGUAAAAUAUUAAUAUAAAAAAGUAUGCUUGUUUGCACAGUGGUGUAGGUUGGGAUUAUUUAAACUGUAAAUAUUGUAAGUCCUUCAAAUUUGGUCUGUUUAUAUUAUUGUAAAUAAAGAAAAAUAAUAACUAUGUAGGCAUUUCUUUCAAAUGAUAUAUUUAUUUAUUUUCAUCUAACCUUAAAUGCAUAAACAUUUAUAAUUCUUAUAGCAAGAUUCUGUCUCUUAAUUAAAUAAUUUAGUAAUGACGUUACCAGUAAUUUACUGUACACAAAAAUUGCAAUAACUCAAAUUUCCUCUAGAUUUUCUUUGUUUUCAUUCCAUGUAAAGUUUGAUAUUUGGCUUCCUUUAUGUUAACUCAUUGCCGCCGGGGAUGGCAUGUACGUACAUGCCAUGCCCACUGUGAGUCGACUUGUUCGAUUGUUUUUACACAUAGAUGGCUAGACUUGUACUAAGUAUCCAAUGAGCCAAUUACGAGUACUGCCUGUGUCGCCCGUUCCCCUUUUCAUCGAUUUACAAAAAUAUUUAAUGUUAUCCUAAUUUGCUGUUAAAAAUAACACCAUCUAUAUUUAUGGCACUAGUAAAAAUACGUUUUUUCCCGCCAAUUCUAGGAAAGGUGAAAUCAGGACUAGCAGAGCCAUCUAUGGACAGAGAUAUUUCACAAAAAUAUAAAAAAUGAGUACUGCAUUUCCCCCAUUUUUUGUUCAUUUUCCCCGGCAGCAAUGGGUUAAAUGAAUCAUUAUCAGUACUUUGCAGAAACUACAAUCUUAUUGAAUCAUACGUUGCACAGAUAGAAUCUUUACAGAUUAUAAAGUAGUUUUAGAGUUGUGAUUAUUUAAGUAAUUAUAGAAUUUACUUUCAAUACAUUUCUCUCGGUUGCAUCUUUUGAUGUUAGUGCUAUAUAUUUUUGUGUUUGAGGAUUUUCUUUUCAUUUGGGCACAGGAGUCAGUUGUGUAGAUUAGUAAGGAACAAAAAUAUAUAUAUAUAUAAAUUAUAUAUAUUUUCUAUCCUAAGCAAUCAUUGCCACUUUCUCAUCAUAUUUGAAUGGUUGCUGUUCACUAAUUCUGAGAAAUGUAUUAAAUUCUAACUUCAUAAAUCAAUAGGAAGUAAAGAUUUUCUGUAUGUCCUUGUACCUGUUUUGUCAUAUUUCCAAUAGGAAUAAAUGUCUAAGUAUAUGACAUGAAAAUCAAACUAAUUUAAAAGCAAGUAUUCAAGUAGCUUUAACACAAAUUUAAUGCUUGUAGAUAUUCUUGACAUUAGAACUACAGUGAGACAUAAUAUUCAUUUCAUUAUCUGCUGUCUUGUGAAACUGUGGCUCCACUUGGUUGUUAAACAUCUUGUUGACUUAAUUAUGUGGUUGUCAGUUAAUUUAGAAUGAAUUGUUACUUCACACAUGGGAAGUAUGUGAAAAGUUCUCUAAUUACAAAUUUUGAUCAACUAUUACUUGGGAGUACUAUGUGAAUAUUUGCUUCUUUCUUAUGAGAUAUUCAGGGCGAUUAAACUUUAAGCAAAAUAGACAAUGGAGAAGAGAUUCAUAGACUAGCUGGGCAGCUCACUGAUAUUAUAUCAUUUAAUAAGCUGUGGUACCUUAUGAAGGGCCUAUCCAAAGGUAAUGCAUGUUUAUUGAAUUAGGGAGCUGCAGUCAUAGGAGAGUGGAGUAAGUGGAGUCCAAUAAAAUUGCAGGAAUUUA
This is a messenger RNA of Penaeus indicus, 4203 nucleotides long. RefSeq names its product FAD synthase-like. The transcript has 11 exons. Gene Ontology annotation, biological process: FAD biosynthetic process. The record is from RefSeq and is a predicted model, not a curated record. Lineage: Eukaryota; Metazoa; Arthropoda; Malacostraca; Decapoda; Penaeidae. Bases 134 to 1600 code for a protein of 488 amino acids. Gene Ontology annotation, molecular function: FMN adenylyltransferase activity.